AUGGCUGCUGCCGACGGCGCAGACCCCCCGACUAGCAGCGGGCUCCCUCUUUCUCUCCCUCUCCCUCUCCGCUUUGAUGCCCAGGGCGAGCCACUCCGAACAGGCGUGAGCGGGCUGAGGGGCCUCGGCACGACGUGGCUGCGCAAGCUUGCCGCCGCCGCCCACUCGUCAUCCCGCACAUCGUCGGACAUUUACAGCAAUGCGGCCUUGGACAUUGAGGCCAACGCAGACUCUGGUUGUCGUGCAACGCCAGGCCGUGAGCCGCUGUGGGAGCCAGACGGGCACUUUACCGCCUCAGCUGGACGUCGCUGGAGGCGUAAGGGACCAGAAUGUGGGGUGGUGGUGGAAGAGGAACAACAGGAGCAGGAUGCGGCCGGACCAGUGUCGUAUGUGGCCGUCGACAACAGGUUGGACGACCCAAUGCGCCACUUACGAUACUCGCUCGACGAAAGACAACACGACCAAGAGGAGGUCACUGUACCACCGGACACGGACGUUGCAAGCGCGUACAGUACUGAGGCGGGCGGCAAGGCUCGACACAGUUUCAAUCAAGGCGUAUCUGGCCUCCUGUACACUUUGCUGUACCGCCGCGUAUGGCUGCCACUGUGUAGCUUUUGGAACUCGAGCUUCCCGGAUAAGGCCAAAGAGGAUACCUUCCAACGGGAGCAAUGGCGAGCCAACCGGACGAGUGCAAUGUGGGCCGCCAUUUACAUGAUCCUCGCUUGGGCUGUGUCAUUCUCGGCCCUCAGCUGGCGCCCCACAUUCAUCGGCGUUGAUGGAUUCUUCUCGUUGCCUUUGCCCUUGUUCGUUUACCUUAGCGGACAAAGACGAUUCCCCAUCGUGUAUCAGCUCUUCGUCGUUGGUGUUGCAUGGGAUUUGGGACUUUUUCAACUAAUUGCCUUUUAUAAUUGCAAAAGCCAUGGCACCGCGUCUAGUUCCUGUGGCACGGAGACGUUGCUCUUCUUUUUCGCCUCGCUCUUUGCGUUCCCGACCAUUGCACUGAUCGGCCUGGGAAUGAACCGGGUAGUCUACCUCAUUACGACCAUCGCAUACUUCAUCCUGGCGCUUGUGUUGCUCUAUAGCGACUCCGUCCCGGACACCCCUAGGGGUCUAGCGUAUAACAUGGUUCUUUUCCUCCUGUUCCACAUCUUCCUCACGGUCAACUCGUACCUCCGGGACCACUCAGACCGAUUACUCUUCUCCCUCCGCUCCCAGCUGAAGGAUCAGUACCGGGCGGUCCAGGGAGCACAGGUGAUGGAACGCCGAGCAGAGGAGUCCAAGAAGCGUUUUGUCUCAUACAUCUUCCACGAGGUCCGCGUUCCGCUCAAUGGCGCACUGCUAUCAUUCCAGAACCUCGACGAGGAGGGCGCGUUCCGCCACUUAUCCGAGGACCAGCAAGACAUGGUCCUCGGCCUGCACAGCACGCUGAACAUGAUGGAAAAGGUCUUGAAUGAUGUUCUUUCGUUCAACCGUAUGGAAUCCGGCAACCUCACACAGGCGCGCAAACCAUUUGCUUUCCACAAGUACAUCCAAAUUGUGGCGUUCUCCCAGAAGCCCAAGUCUGACCAACUUGAGCUCAAACUCCACCUUGAUCCCCGCGUUGACGAGGUCUGUGGUGGUAUAUUUAUUGGAGACGAAAUGCGGCUGCGUCAAAUCGUUUCAAACCUCGUCUCGAACGCGAUCAAGUUUACGGAGCGGGGGAGCAUACAUAUCAGGACGGCACUUGUGUACCCGCGUCUCCCAUCCGCGGCCGACUCGGACGCGACUGUCGGUAAUGGUGAAAAGCCUGCCCCGUCCUCACUUGAUUCGACGGCCAACGCCGAGCCGCCUGGGUGCAGCCCUGGCCUCAGCGACUCUCCUAUGCUUGACCAUAUGGACAGCAAGCGUAUGGACAGCAAGCGAAGUAUUGCGCAGCAGGAUUCCGUUGGACAGCAGCCAUACACCACGGCUGUUAUCCGAGUUGAGGUGGCAGACUCGGGCGUUGGGCUAACGUACGCCGACGUGAAAGAUAACCGACUCUUCUCCCCAUAUGUUCAAACAGAAAUUGGACGACGACAAGGGGGCAAGGGAUCAGGACUGGGACUGGCGCUCGUCAUGCAGAUUGUCAAGCUCAGUGGCGGGCGACUUGGCGUUGAGAGCGAGCUGGGUAAAGGAAGCACGUUCUGGUUUGAAAUUCCCUAUGCGAUUCCGUCGCCAAACACAACGCCCACCAGUCCGUCCGAGGCCAACUUCAGAUUGCGUACCAUGUCCGGUGAAGCUAUUCGUCUUGGACGACGACGCAACUCAGCACCAGACAUGGGCCCGACGACCCCGUUUGUUUGGAACACGAGCCUAGACUUGACACCGCGGCAGCCAUCGCCGCCCUUGUCGCCUACCGUUGCACUGGUCCGUCGGCCAAGCGCUGUCCGAUCAACCACAGAUCCACCCCCCCUACCAUCGCAGAACGAUUCUACCACACCCUUGUCCACGCUCGUAGUCGACGACGAUCCACUCACGCGGAAGCUCAUGUCCCGUAUGAUCAAGCGUUUGGGCCACCAAGUCACAACCGCCGAGCACGGCAAGGACGCACUGGACCUCAUCAUGGAGUCCCACCGUAAGACUCCGGGAGCGGCGGUGUUUGACAUUGUGUUCCUCGACAACCAAAUGCCACAAAUGUCAGGCGUGGAAGUGGCCCGUGAAGUGCGUGCGGUCAAGUGCGAUUUGUUCAUUGUUGGCUGUACGGGCAACGCGCUGCGCGAAGAUCAAGAUGAGUACCUGGCUGCCGGGGCGGAUGUGAUCAUCACGAAGCCUAUACAUCAGGCCAGUAUCGUGGCGAGGCUGGAGGAGGCGAGGGCGAGGAGGUCUGCGCGACCGGAAUCUUGUUGA
Messenger RNA from Apiotrichum porosum, 2865 nucleotides. RefSeq names its product HisKA. Bases 1 to 2865 code for a protein of 954 amino acids. The record is from RefSeq and is a predicted model, not a curated record. The transcript has 10 exons. Gene Ontology annotation, biological process: protein autophosphorylation; phosphorelay signal transduction system. Lineage: Eukaryota; Fungi; Basidiomycota; Tremellomycetes; Trichosporonales; Trichosporonaceae. Gene Ontology annotation, molecular function: phosphorelay sensor kinase activity; histidine phosphotransfer kinase activity.